AUGGCGGUGAAGAAGGCCAAACCCCGUCCCCCUCAGGUGUUCAUCAACUUCCGCGGAGAGGAGCUCAGAGACAACUUCGUGAACCAACUCGUGAGAGCCUUAAGAGAAGCAGAAGUCAACGUCUUUAUAGACGUCCAUGAGUUAAAGGGAAGAAAACUAAGAACACUCUACACAAGGAUAGAUAACUCGAAAAUCGCGCUCGCAGUAUUCUCCAAGAGGUACUGCGAGUCUGAGUGGUGUUUGAAUGAGCUAGUGAAGAUGAAUGAAGCAAUGAACGAAGGCAAACUCGUGGUGAUCCCUAUCUUCUAUAACGUUACCGCAAGUGAUGUCAAAAGAGCAUACAAACUUGAUAAAGAAGAAACCGAUUUCAACGGACAAGAGAAAGAGUUCACCACCCUUUUCAAGAAAAUGAAGCUGAAACACGCAAAUGAUCAAAAGAUGAUCAAUACAUGGGAGCUUGCCCUCAAGUCUGUAACCGAAAGAAUCGGCCUUUCCACAGAAGUUUAUGGAAAGUCUCUUGUAAAGACUAUAGUUGUGGAGGUUAGGAGACAUCUAGGAAUGUCCCCGGAGAAGCCUCGGUCUGAUGUAAAUGUUGCUUUCAUGUCACUUUGGGCUAGUACGGUCUUUAGCUUUAUCAUAGCUCCUCUGCUUUUCCCUGAGGUGGAAUUCUUCAGGACCGGUAAGUGGGUCUUAGGUUUUCCAUUGUUAGUUCUUGCCUGGCACAGUUUAGAUAAGUUAUACAAGAAGACACCACAGGUUUAUAUCAGUCAACUGACUCAUUCCACCAACAAUGUCGUUUGGGAUACUAAGGAGACCAUUUUGGCUUGGAAACGUCAUCACACCGCUUGA
Messenger RNA from Microthlaspi erraticum, 849 nucleotides. The record is from the annotation of a GenBank genome assembly. NCBI's taxonomy places the organism in Eukaryota, Viridiplantae, Streptophyta, Magnoliopsida, Brassicales, Brassicaceae.